UCAGGAGGUGAGAUUUCGUUGCAUUGACAAAUUAGAGGGAUUUCUAAUCAAAAGAAAAAAUAAAAUCAAAGUAAAGAAUCACUAUAUAUAUCGUAAGCUUCUCAUCACUUUCACUACGGGCUUUUCAACAGCUUUCACUAUCUCUUCACUGGCUUUCUUCUCUACAGGUACAUACCCUACUAUCAUAUCAUAUGAUUGUGUAUUUUUGUAUGCUUUUCGUAUAUAUUUGUUAUAAAUAACCCUCAUAUACAUGUUUGUCUAUUUGUUUGGUAUUGUUGAUAAUGCACUAGUGUUAUGGAUGAUGUACAAGAUGAUGUACAAAUUGUUAAAAAACGAAAAGGUUAUGGUCAAUGGACUCAGGAAGAGAGCAAAGCGCUACUAGAAAUUAUGGUUGAUGCCGCCAAUCGAGGAUGGCGUGACAAUAGCGGUGUCUUUACUAAACAAAUUGUGGAAGAUAGAAUUCUUCCUGCGCUUAACGCAAAACUUGGCUGUAAUAAAACUUAUAACCAUUAUUAUAGUCGACUAAAAUGGUUUAAAGGCCGAUGGAUCGCUUAUUCAACUCUUUUGAAGUUUAAUUCUGGUUUUGGUUAUGACUCAAUUUCAAAGAAGUUUACCGCUCCCAAUGAAGUAUGGGAUGACUACCUAAAGGCUCAUCCAAAAGAUAAAAGCUUGCGCGAUGGGGUAUCUGAUGAUUACGAGGACUUACAAAUUGCUGUUGGAGGCGGUGUCGCAAUUGGUAAAAAUUCGAUCGGAUUGGGUAAUGCUACGGAUGCAAGGACAUUACAAGCUAGUGAAGUGCAAGACACGUGCAUUGAUGACUUGACUUAUGAUCUUGAGGAGUUUGAACAAAACAAUUCGCCACUGACGGGUUCUCCUGAAGUUUUUGAGUUGCCCAAGAAAAAACUUCCAACUAAAAGAGCCAGAAGCGAUAACGAAGGAAGUUCUAACUCAAGUAGCAACAAUCCUAAAAGCGAUAUUUUAGAAAAUCUUGCUAAACUCACCACAACUUUUGAAGGGGUUUAUGGCUUAUUGCAAAAAAGGGAAAAUGAAAGGAUGUAUACAGCUUGGGAUGCUAUUAAGGAGGUGCCAAAUUUAAGUGAAGAUGUUCGUUUAGAGGCAUUUAACUUGCUUGACACCAAAACGAAAAAGGAUGGUUUCUUGAGAAUGACUCCCGAAGAAAGAGCAAAUUGGAUACUUCGCAUGAUGGGCAAAUAAUAAUUUUUAGAAUUUUACUUUACAAUCAUUGAAUACUUUUAAAUAAUCAGCGAUAUUUGAGUUAGAGGAAGUUCCCUUUGCUUGGGUGUAUGAUUAUAUGAGUUUGGUUUGAAUAAAAUUAUGAUGGCUGUCUUGUUUAUUUUCA
Daucus carota subsp. sativus is the source of this 1360-nucleotide messenger RNA. RefSeq lists its product as uncharacterized. The record is from RefSeq and is a predicted model, not a curated record. NCBI's taxonomy places the organism in Eukaryota, Viridiplantae, Streptophyta, Magnoliopsida, Apiales, Apiaceae. The transcript has 2 exons. The coding region runs from base 295 to 1215 and encodes 306 amino acids.